GCGCAGGCACGGGAUUUGUGUCGCGAUCGGGACUGAUAUCACGAUAGUGGAAGGGAUUCCAGUGACCACCAUGCCCGUUGCAGCAUUCCGCUGUGGGUAUCGCUACAGAAGUUAAAGCAGACGGCUUGUUUUAUCAUCAGCGUAACGCUACAGAUUGUUCAAUAUCCGAGGCAGAACUAGAAGACACUGAAAGAUGUUCGUAACUAGUCACAGAGCCGGAAACCCUGAUAAUUUGGUGGUUCGGAUGAAAAAUGGAAUUGGCAGCUCAAAAUAUAAACCUGUUGACUAUCAUCAACUCCGUGCAGAGACUGAAGCCAAAAAGUUAGCAUCUGCUAGCAUACAAUUAAAGAUCAAGAAAACCCAGCAUGCCUCAAAGAUAUCAAAAGACCAAAUGCUUGUGAAACAGCAGUCACAGGUGUGGUGGAAGGAAUACGAACGACUGAACGAAAGUCGAAAUAAAGUAGAAAAACAACUCAAGGAGUUCCUGGAAGAAGGUGGUCUGACAUCCCAGUUCUUUUCAGAAAUGAAUGAUCUUGAGCUGCGAUUAUCGGAGGAUCGAGAUCGCUAUAAAGAAUGCACAGUGCAUCCCAUCUGGCAACUAAGGGACGAUUUAAAACACAGGAUCGGGGAACUGCGGUAUCACUCUCUCCACCAAACGCAGAUGGAAAGUGACUUUCAUCCAGACGGCAUCAUACAGCAGAUAGAAUCUGUGAAGGAACAGCAGAAAACGCUGAUUACAAAUCUUGAUCAAGAACAACAUAUUUUAGAAGAGGCUCUUAAGGACUACGAAGCAACGGAAUUAUCAAGCGCAGAGGGAAGCAAUGAGGUCCCUGCGGUGCUACAGGACUUGCAAUGCCCUUAUCCCGAUUUGAAGUCUUCUGUGCUAAGUGAAUAUCAGAGCCUUGCUGAAAGAUAUCUCUCGAAUAUUCAUGAACUUGAGAUAAAAGUGAAGGAUAUAGACCGGGACUGCACAUGGAGCGAUGAGCACCAUUGGAUUUUUGGGUCCAUUAUUAGCCAAUAUCCACGUGACCUUCCCAACAGAAGAGCUUUAUAUUUAGACAUGAUGUCAAGGCAAUUACCAGACAAAUCAAGACAGGAACUGGUUAACCAUGAAAAGAUCUGGGACUUGCAUCAUUUCACAAAGGUUCAAAAAAGUGCUUUGACUGAAAACUGGGCUCGGUGUAGGAAGGACUUUAUCAUGAAGGCAGUAAUGGCCAUCAAUGAAGCCUGUUCUGCAUACGAAACAGAAAGGAUUCUCGAAAAUGACAGGAAAAAGCAGCAAGAGAUCUGUAGUGAGCUGAAAGAAAAGGUCAGGCAUCUGAGAGCUCAGCAUGAAGAAGUUGCGAGAUUAGAAUCGGCUAUUGCUGCCAGGAAUAAAGAGCGAGAAGCACAAAGAGAAAAGCAACAGAGAGAGAAAGAAAAGCUUCACAGAGCAGACGACAGAGCCAGGAUACAGAAAUACAAAGCCGAAAAACAGCAAGCAUGGGAAGAACUACAAAUGCGGGAUCUCCAGCGCCUGGAGCAGCUGAAGGAAAUGAUGGCGGAGCAAGCUCAGAGAGACAGAGAACGAGCUUUAUAUAGACAACAAGUGUUGGAACAACGCCUUUUAGAAAGAAAAGAGUUGGCUCGUUUGGAGCAGAAGGAAGAAGAAGAAAGACAGAGAAGACUUGAUGCUCUCCGACAGCAGGUUGCUGUAAUAGCUGAAUUUGAUCCUGUAAGGAUGAUGAGCGACACAAAGUCAUUUAAAGCUAAGAUGGGUAUAGGAAUCGAGCAGGAGGUUGUCUUACAAAAGCCACUUUUCCAAUUGUGUACAUACAAUGAACAACAGAUCAUUUCUGACCAGCGGGUUCGGGUAGAGAUGGCUCUUCGGGAAGCUGGACUUCAUAAGACAGAAUAUGCUAAAGAAAUCUUACCUAAAAUCUUGCCACCCAAACCUCCACGAAAGGAUAUGAAGUCCACAGUUUUUGCAAAAUAGCUCAUUCCUCCUAAAUACAAAUGUGUCUUUUUUGAGUUGUAUGAUUAAAGGUUUUUUAAGAUAAGGGUUUUGCUGCCUCCCGUUUGCAUUAUACAGCCAGGCUUUGCUCUCUACAUAAAUCUCAGCAGGCUGUAUUGGUUAAUACAGUGUCAGAUUAGCGAGGCAGGAUUUUCCAAUGAGCGAUGGCACCGAAGUGACAGCUGCGCUGCUCCCGUGGAAUUUAGCAGCCCUUUGUGUUUAUCCCAGGUUACUUUCUAGAUGUUCUAAUUUGAUUUACAGGAAGUAUUACUGAUUUAUCAUUGUUGCAAAAAAAUACAUUGUUCUUUUUUUUCUCAUUACAAAAAAGUU
This is a messenger RNA of Spea bombifrons (plains spadefoot toad), 2323 nucleotides long. RefSeq names its product coiled-coil domain containing 148 (gene CCDC148). The record is from RefSeq and is a predicted model, not a curated record. Bases 194 to 1975 code for a protein of 593 amino acids. The transcript has 16 exons. NCBI's taxonomy places the organism in Eukaryota, Metazoa, Chordata, Amphibia, Anura, Pelobatidae.